UUUCGGUGAACGUGGUAAAGCAAAUUUUGUACGCAACAAAGGAUUUAUCAAAAUGAAGUCUUUCGGCUGUUUGGAUUUUAUCAUUUGCUCGACUGUGGUUGUUGUAGCUUUAGCUGGAUUUUCUGAAGCUGAGUUGGAGCAAAAAAAUCGUCGUACGGCCGGCGGACCUUCCGGGCUCAUAGCAUUCCCGCGCGUCGGCCGCAGCGAUCCCAGCCUGGUCAAUAAUUUGCAUGAGGCUGACAUUUCAGCGUUCAGCGACAACAUGUACCCGGCAUCUGUGGAAGACUACGAAGUUGAAUAUCCAAAAAGCGAAAUAAAACGCGCCAGUUUGAUUGCUUUCCCACGUGUGGGACGCAACGACGCGCAAUUACGCAAAUGGGCGCGCAUUAUGGCGCUACAACAGGCGCUGAACAAGGGCACCGGCCCCAGCGCUACCUCUGGGCUUUGGUUCGGCCCGCGCUUGGGUAAGCGCAGCGUUGACGCACAACAACACCAACAGCCUAAGUCAACUAGCAGCGGCCAAAAGGAGCUCUAUUAAGCAGCAACGCAUAAAGCCGUGCAAGUUAAAGCAAAUAACAACAACAAAAAUAUACCAACGACGUUGACGAAACUGCGCACAAACGUUUAGGACGACGACUAUGGAUCUAACGAAACCCAAUUACCAGUUACCCAAUUGUAAAGUUAGCGAAUAUUGAAUGGAAGUGAGCAUAAGUUUUAUGCAAAAAUAAACAAACACAACUUUUUUUUUAGAAAUGUAAUUUAUAAGAAAAAUGCGUAAAAAAUGUACCUAAGUAAAAAAUAAAAAUAAUAAUUAAGGCGAAAAAAGAUUUUUCGUGGACACAAAGCAGGCAGAACGCAUGGCAGCACGUUCGGAGGCUACGAUAAAAAAAAAAUUUUUAAAUAAUUUAUAAAGAGAUCAAUUUUUAAAUUUAUUGGCUUUGUAAAAUAUGCGCUCCCAAUUUAUGCCUCAUUUUAUAUAUUUGUUGUAAAAAUAGAAAAAAAUGUAUUUAAUAAAAUUUGACGAAGAAAACAACUUAUGUAUGUAACCAAAAGUGCAUAAAAAACAUUUAGUAAAUAAAAAUAAAUAAAAAUAAAAAUAAAAAAUUUAAAUUGCUUUCAUUGCAAAAGUGUUGUUUUUUUAAUAUCUUCUUCAACUGGGCUGGUGAGGACUUUCAUUGGAAUGCAGCGGCGGAAACACCGGCGGCAACAAUAAAACCAAACUCAGAUAUGUGUAUGUGUGUGUACUUAUCUCUCCACUUCAUUGCUAAGCGCACACUCCACUACACACACAAACACCCACACGAACAAGCGCACGCAAGCACCGAAAUGCAUUGCAAUGAAAGUCCUUUUGAAAUUGAAAUAAAACGCAACACAUUUGCAAUGGCACGGCAACAACACGUCACAGUGACUGCAUCGACAACUGCGACUUCGUCAAGGAAUUUAAAAUCAAAAAGUUGCAAUGGCACAAAAAUUUAAACAAAAAAGUACGAGCAAACGAAGCGUUUCAAAAACCCAAAAAAAACCAAAAAAAAAAAAAAAAAUAUAACAAAAAAACCCAAAUUCAAUGAGGAAAGCCAAAAACUAUGACAAAAAUGCCUAAUAAGAAUUAUACAAAACUGUCUUGAAAUACACGAAGGCGUACGCGACCACAAAAUUUAUUAAAAAUGAUUAUUUACUUACAUAUGUAUGUACACAUACAACAAAGCGAAAUGAUAACAAAAAAAAAAACAAUAUAGCGAAAUUAUAUUAAUAUUUUUAAAUCAGUAUUAUUGUAAUUGUUAUUUUUUGACAAACUAAA
Anastrepha ludens (Mexican fruit fly) is the source of this 1798-nucleotide messenger RNA. It is a transcript of the gene Capa, whose product is annotated as cardio acceleratory peptide 2b. The transcript has 4 exons. Lineage: Eukaryota; Metazoa; Arthropoda; Insecta; Diptera; Tephritidae. The record is from RefSeq and is a predicted model, not a curated record. Bases 53 to 538 code for a protein of 161 amino acids.